UCCGGCUAUCCGGUAAUGGUAUACAUCCACGGCGGAGAGUUUCAAUUUGGUGGUAAAGAUUUCUAUGGACCACAAUAUCUUCUUGACCACGAUGUCAUUUUGGUCACUAUUAACUAUCGAUUAGGAGUAUUAGGUUUCAUGAGUACCGGUGAUGACUUCUGUCCGGGAAAUUUCGGAAUUCACGACCAAAUAGAGGCACUCAAAUGGAUUUCUUAUAAUAUUCAGGCCUUUGACGGCAAUCCAUACAAUGUGACUGUCUUUGGUCACGAUUCCGGUGCCAUAUCUGUCUCUAUAUUGUUAACCGCCAGCAGAUCGUGGGGUCUCUUUCAUAACGUCAUGAUAUUAAGUGGUUCUGUAUUUACUCCAAAUGCUAUUAAAAUACCGGAUAUUAAAACAUCUAUAGAUUUCAGUCAAGUGUUAAACUGUGACUUAAAGUAUUCAUCAAUUGAUCAAAAUAUUGAACGAAUUUCUCAGCCAUUGGUAGAGUGUUUGCGAUCGAAAUCUAUUGAGGACCUGAUGUUUGCCUCACGAUUACCCGGUCUUUAUCCCAAUGAAUUUCAAUAUACCUUUGGUCCGGUUCUCGAUAAAAAUGUGUCCACAAGUAUUCUACCCGAUUUACCAAUUAGGCUAUUCCUCAGCGGUAACUACUGGAAGACACCAAUGGUGGCCGGAUUAACACUGAAUGAAGGAUCACUAGACUUUUACACUCAUUACGAUAAAAUCAGAGACUGGAGUUUUGACGAAAAGGCUUACUAUUUGUAUAAUAAAUACAAAUACAACGAGUUUUAUGCAAAAGUUUUGACCAAAUCAGUUGAGUGGUACUAUUUUAAGAGAUUCAAUGAUACCAUUUAUACGCCAAAUCCGUAUUACAAUAUCAAUAGAUUUAAUCAAAUUGGAGUACAAAUUAAACCAUAUUUGAAGCAAAAUAAAAACCAGGAGUUGUUUGAAAAAGAAAAACAAGACAUUACACUGAUUGAAUCUAUCGGUGAUUUCAUGUAUGGUUCGGCCAACACUUUAUUACUGGACAUUCAUUCAAAAAAUACUGAACAGACAUAUCUUUAUGUAGUCGAACACAGAGGCCUCAAGACAUUUGGUACACUACAACACAAAGGUUCACAAAAUAUUCACCGCAAUCAAUACGGUGUGUCCCAUAUGGACGAUAUCUUCUAUCUGUUCCCAACCCUAUAUAAUGAUAACAAUACCUCAACAUAUGACGAACCUGUCAUUAGAACUAUGUGUCAAUUUUUUGCACACUUUGCCCGAUUUGGUCGCUUCGGUCAAUACACACCCGUUUUUGGUAUCAAUUGGAUUCAAUAUUCAACAAUAAAUCCUAAUUAUCUAAGAAUUUUGUCAUUGAAUACCCAAAUGUCAAAAGGAUUUAGAAGUGAUUUCUUGAGUUUUUGGAAUUAUUUUAUUCGCGAAGUUUUCGACGAUUUUUAUGCUAAAAAACAAAACGACAGUCAAAUAUCGGCACAAUUUGUUGGAACUGUUCAACUAAGAGGAAUGAUUAAGUUUGGUCACAAUAAGUUUCUUAUCAAUUAA
This is a messenger RNA of Oppia nitens, 1542 nucleotides long. Its product is annotated as carboxylic ester hydrolase-like. The coding region runs from base 16 to 1542 and encodes 508 amino acids. NCBI's taxonomy places the organism in Eukaryota, Metazoa, Arthropoda, Arachnida, Sarcoptiformes, Oppiidae. The record is from RefSeq and is a predicted model, not a curated record. The transcript has 3 exons.